Cantharellus anzutake is the source of this 993-nucleotide messenger RNA. RefSeq lists its product as uncharacterized. Lineage: Eukaryota; Fungi; Basidiomycota; Agaricomycetes; Cantharellales; Hydnaceae. The transcript is spliced from 6 exons. The record is from RefSeq and is a predicted model, not a curated record. Bases 34 to 840 code for a protein of 268 amino acids.
GCCAUACAUUAUUGCGGAAUUCUUACUAAUAUUAUGAGGUUUUAUCAGGUUGGGGGUUUACGCGCUCAUUUUCGAGACAUUGAUCAAGCCGCGCCGCUAUUCAGGAAGAUUGAUGGAUACCUGGAAUUAGUCUUAGGGAUUGUAGAAAGCGGUGCAAGCUAUAUUCUCAUUCCCGAACAGGAAAUUCACCGUCCUCCUGGUCAGAUCGGGGCCCCAGUUGCGUCGACACACUUUGCGUCUUUGGCUCCAAUUGGCUUCACAGACAUUGGGAAGCUCAAGGAGAAGUUGAAAACACUAAAAUUGAACUCACAAAAGGCGAAAAACAGCAGGAGGGCCCAUGGUUUUGUGCGUGACACCAGCAUCGCCAACAACAGGUAUACUGUGGAUUUUGAUGGCUCAAAAGAGCUCCGAAUAUUAUAUGGCGAGGAUAUCAAAAAUAACCCUCUGAUCGUGACCGAGUAUAGCGAUGCCAGUGUUCACCGAAGCGCGUUUGAACACUCUAGAGUCAUACUUCGGUGUCUCCAGUACAAACUUAAACCUGAUUUAUACACAAUUGCUGGUCCCCCAUGGACUGGCCAUGUUCACCAGAUCAUCAUAUUCACUGCCACCGGCCAUCAGUAUAUAACGUCAGGUAAAAUGGAUCGCGUUGCAUUGGAUUAUGGUUGGGCAGAAGUUGCUUUCCAUACGGGUAAGGUAGCCCUGGAAAACUGGACUCAUAUAUGUGUCCCGCACCUAUAUCACACCCAACUACAGCAAGGGGAGUUCAAAGGCGGUCGCACGGAGCGAUUAGUUCCUUCUAGUGUGCGUCUCAUCAUUCAACCACGAACCGCCCCGACCUAGACGCUAUUACCAGUUGGAUGAUAGUCCAGUUCAUCGGGAAAUUCAAGGGAUUUUCCCCACCACGAGCCUUUCAAAGUCUGUUCAACUAGAGCCGUCGCUUCUCAUAGUCUACGAUUCGGCGUUUUCACUCAAGUUGUUGGAGGAGGCGGGCAU